CUCUUGAAGAGGGCUGGUAUAUUUGUGCCUGCUGGAGGUGGAAUUAACAGUAAGAAGGAGAAAGGAUUGAAUGGACUUACAGGAAGGAUUUCAAGUAAAUUCAGGGAAACACAUUUACUUGAAUAGUACAACCUUGAGUAUUAUUUUACACUAAGACGACACAAAAGAUGUUAAAGUUAUCACCAAGCUGCCGGACAAAUAUAUAUUCCAACACCAAGGUGCAGAUCAGCAUAGAUCUGUGAUUCAGAAAUCAAGAUUUGUCUUGGAAAGAGCUCAAGGGUUGAGAAGAACUCAACAGCAAGUGAAGAUACUUUGGGAACUACAGUUUAUCAGAAGAUCAACUUUCGUUAAUUCAAAUACCAAAGGCCUGAUUAUCAUAAAUUCAUAUAGGAAUGCAUAGGUCAUCUGAUCAAAUAAUAUUAGCCGUCUUCUGCUACAUCAAUGCAGCAAAAACUCUUAACAACUGUGGAUAAUUGGAAAUCUGAGUUUCAGCUUUCUUAGAUAUAACUACUCUUGACACAUUGCAAAAUAUUUAAAAUAGGACAGGAAAAUCAGUGAGGAUGUUGUGUUCAGAAAAAUGUCACUGUCAUGAAGAAUAGGUAAAUUUGUUUUUUCAGCUACUGGGAAAGUGUACCUCCCAGGAACUUAGAUUUUUUUUUUUUAAGAGGACAAGAAAAACUAAAAAUAUAAACUUCUGCUUUUGGACAAAAAUGCAUCUGACUGUAGUUUUACUUAGGGGUGUUGUGGGUUUCCUCUGGAGCUGCUGGGUUCUAGUGGGUUAUGCAAAAGGAGGUUUGGGAGACAAUCAUGUUCACUCCAGUUUUAUUUAUAGAAGACUACGGAACCACGAAAGACGGGAAAUACAGAGGGAAAUUCUCUCUAUUUUGGGUUUGCCUCACAGACCCAGACCAUUUUCACCUGGAAAACAGGCAUCCUCUGCGCCUCUCUUUAUGCUGGACCUAUACAAUGCCAUGGCCAGUGAAGAAAACCCCGAAGAGUCGGAAUACUCAGUGAGGGCAUCUUUGGCAGGAGAGCCCAGAGGGGCAAGAAAGGGAUACCCAGCCUCUCCCAAUGGGUAUCCUCGCGGCAUACAGUUAUCUCGGACCACUCCUCUGACCACCCAGAGUCCUCCUCUAGCCAGCCUACAUGAUACCAACUUUCUGAAUGAUGCUGACAUGGUUAUGAGCUUUGUCAACUUAGUUGAAAGAGACAAGGAUUUUUCUCACCAGCGAAGGCAUUACAAAGAAUUUCGGUUUGAUCUUACUCAAAUUCCUCAUGGAGAGGCGGUGACAGCCGCUGAAUUCCGGAUAUACAAGGACCGGAGCAACAGCCGGUUUGAAAAUGAAACGAUUAAGAUUAGUAUAUAUCAGAUCAUCAAGGAAUACACAAAUAGGGAUGCAGAUCUGUUCCUGUUAGACACAAGAAAGGCCCAAGCUUUAGAUGUGGGUUGGCUUGUCUUUGAUAUCACUGUGACCAGCAAUCACUGGGUCAUUAAUCCACAGAACAAUCUGGGUUUACAGCUCUGUGCAGAGACAGGGGAUGGACGCAGUAUCAACGUAAAAUCCGCUGGUCUUGUGGGAAGACAUGGGCCUCAGUCAAAACAACCUUUCAUGGUGGCCUUCUUCAAGGCAAGCGAGGUACUUCUUCGAUCCGUGAGGGCAGCCAACAAACGGAAAAAUCAAAACCGCAAUAAAUCCAGCUCUCAUCAGGACUCCUCUAGAAUGUCCAGUGUUGCAGAUUAUAACACAAGUGAACAAAAACAAGCCUGUAAGAAGCAUGAACUCUAUGUGAGUUUCCGGGAUCUAGGAUGGCAGGACUGGAUUAUAGCACCAGAAGGAUAUGCUGCAUUUUAUUGUGAUGGAGAAUGUUCUUUUCCACUUAACGCCCAUAUGAAUGCCACCAACCAUGCCAUAGUUCAGACUCUGGUAUACUUUGUUUUUGAAAAUGGCUUAUAUUGCAAGCACGAUAUAAAGUUGUUUUAA
This is a messenger RNA of Propithecus coquereli (Coquerel's sifaka), 1982 nucleotides long. RefSeq names its product bone morphogenetic protein 5 (gene BMP5). The coding region runs from base 711 to 1982 and encodes 423 amino acids. Gene Ontology annotation, molecular function: cytokine activity; growth factor activity. The transcript has 6 exons. Gene Ontology annotation, biological process: SMAD protein signal transduction. NCBI's taxonomy places the organism in Eukaryota, Metazoa, Chordata, Mammalia, Primates, Indriidae. The record is from RefSeq and is a predicted model, not a curated record. Gene Ontology annotation, cellular component: extracellular region.